AUGCGGAGCUCUGUUGCAUCUGCUUUGACCAAGCAUGCACCAUUGAAGUCCGAGACUGGUCACCAAAUGUGCACUUACUGCAUGCUCUCCCUUUGCUGCCACAGCAAGCCCAAUCCCGUGACAUCACACUUAUCCGCACCAUCCUGCCCCUUCUGCCGGAUCCUUACAACCCAGUUGGUGGUGGCCAAUGUUAAAAAUAAUGCGGAGGGAGACAAGAACUUAAGGGCAAGGAUAUCGAAGAGGACUCGGAAAUUAAAUGAAGGGAGUAGCAGCUUGAAAGGCUUGUCUUCGGCCAUAAGCUUAUUUGGGAGGAUCAACGGGCGUGGUAAGUUGAAGGUUGAUGAUAGUGGUUGCAGUGUCACGGACAAGCUUUGA
Ananas comosus (pineapple) is the source of this 375-nucleotide messenger RNA. Its product is annotated as E3 ubiquitin-protein ligase XB3-like. Lineage: Eukaryota; Viridiplantae; Streptophyta; Magnoliopsida; Poales; Bromeliaceae. The coding region runs from base 1 to 375 and encodes 124 amino acids. The record is from RefSeq and is a predicted model, not a curated record. The transcript has a single exon.